CAACAGACAGUGUGCCAAGUAGAAUUGAAUGCAGAUGAUGGAAUAGGAUAGGAUCGGAUCCUUCAUAUUGGAAUGGGCAUUUGGGCCCAUUUCCAUCAAUUAAUUAACUAACCAAUUCUUAUAAGUAUAAAUUUAUUUGAAAAUAAGACAGGAGAAAGCAGAAAACGCUUACGCACUCCGCUUUUGGUUCCAUUCCCUCGUUCGCUCGCUCGCACGCACCGCAUCGCAUUCUUUCUCCGCAUUUCCUUACUCCCUUCUUCCAUUAGUAGUAGAUUUAGAGAGAGAGAGAGAGAGAGAUGGCGGGAGUGGGUGGUGUUGUAGGAGGAGUGAUACUGGACGAGUCUGUACUUUUGGCCUCACAACAACUCCAGCAUCCCGAUUCUUCUUCUUCUUCUCAUAGCAGCAGCAAUUGUGCCUCCUUCCAACCAGACGCCCACUUUUUGCUCCGUAAGCUCCGCCAUUCCAACAUCCCUACGGUUUGUAUUCUUAAAGAGGUGGCGACACAGUAUUCAAUCCAUUGCUUCAUCUUGGAUGCGUCCUCUAUAGAUGAUACUACACGAGAGGUCAAGCUAGCUUGGAGUAACAUUGGAGGCUGUAUUUUGUAUCUGGUUUCUAACAAGAAGAGAGACAUCUAUCCUAAACUAAGCAAAUGCGGUUGGCUGAUCACCAUUCUAAAUGUUGAAGGCAGCAGUGCAUGUGAGAAUUCAAGCAUGGUUUAUAUCAACAAACUACAGGAGUUGCCUUUGACUAUUUGCCACAUAAAUAGAAAGGCAAUUGGGAACAGUGUUGUGACUGUUGGUUAUAUUAUGAAGCCUUCUCGUGAAGAAGAUUUUGCUAAGAGGGGUGCAUUCCCUAUGUAUCCUACUCAAGAUGGGCUGAUGUUUGUUCCCCUCACAUUUGAGCUCCCUCUAUCACCUCAGUUACAAGAAGUUGAUGUAGUACUCCACAAAGCAACUGAUGAAAUUAUAUCCAUUGAUUUGAAUAGUUCUUUACAGUCCUCUAACACCAUAACUUACAGCAGGGGGAUGCAGGAAUUGCAAAGAUAUAUGGAACAUCACUUGGACCUCUGUGUGAUUGACCCACUUAACUAUAUUUAUCCUGUACUGGAUCGAUUGAAAAUUCAACAGAUUCUACUUGGGUUGGAGGAUCUCAAAACCAGAGGUUGCCGUGCAAUUAGGGGGGCCAAUUUUCUCAAGGUUUAUGAUUUUAACCAGGCUGGUUUGAUUCAAAGCCUAUCUGAAGCUAAAUUAGCUCUUCCAAGUAUAGUAAAACCUCAAGUUGCUUGUGGUGUAGCCGAUUCUCACAGUAUGGCAAUUGUUUUUAGAGUUGAAGAUUUCAAGGAUUUGACUGUUCCUCUUCCAGCAAUUAUACAGGAAUAUGUGGAUCAUUCAUCAACACUCUACAAAUUUUACGUCUUGGGUGAAAAAGUUUAUCAUGCAGUUAAGAACUCUACUCCAAAUGCAGAUACCUUGAUGAAAUUAUCUGGAAGUAAUGAGCUCAAACCCUUGGUCUUUGACAGCUUGAAAUCUCUACCUACUACCAAGGGAAACCCAAAUUCUGGAGAUGGUAAUAGCUCAAAGGACACUGAUCACUGCAUUGAUCUCGAGCUGGUUACUAGUGCAGCUAAUUGGCUUAUGAGAAAGCUUGAACUGACUAUCUUUGGCUUUGAUGUUGUUAUUCAGGAAGGCACUGGUGACCAUGUCAUUGUUGAUGUAAACUACCUUCCCUCAUUCAAGGAAGUUCCCAAUGAAGUUGCCAUCCCUGCGUUUUGGGAUGCUAUUAAGAAGAAAUUUGAAUUGAAAAGGACGACAUGAGCAACUGCUAGUGUUUUGACUUGUACCUGCAAGUAGUUGGUUUGUUAACAUGAAGUUUGAUAAUGACAACGGAUUUACAGAGGCAAGAGUUCGUGUAAUAGAAUUGCAUUUUAUUACUUAAAUUGCACUCUAUCUCAAGAACUCUAAGCAAUGAAACCUUCUUCUUCCUUUUUGGUCA
Messenger RNA from Prunus dulcis (almond), 1992 nucleotides. RefSeq names its product inositol 1,3,4-trisphosphate 5/6-kinase 4. Gene Ontology annotation, biological process: inositol trisphosphate metabolic process. Gene Ontology annotation, molecular function: inositol-3,4,5,6-tetrakisphosphate 1-kinase activity; inositol-1,3,4-trisphosphate 5-kinase activity; ATP binding. The record is from RefSeq and is a predicted model, not a curated record. The coding region runs from base 297 to 1814 and encodes 505 amino acids. Lineage: Eukaryota; Viridiplantae; Streptophyta; Magnoliopsida; Rosales; Rosaceae. The transcript has 11 exons. Gene Ontology annotation, cellular component: cytoplasm.